Spirometra erinaceieuropaei is the source of this 8656-nucleotide messenger RNA. NCBI's taxonomy places the organism in Eukaryota, Metazoa, Platyhelminthes, Cestoda, Diphyllobothriidea, Diphyllobothriidae. The record is from the annotation of a GenBank genome assembly.
AUGCCGACGAAUGAACCAUGCCCUCGUCAUCUCCAUGAUGAGGAUUCGCCCCGAGCCACGCAGGAGCCCUCAAUGUGGGCGACCAGCAGGUAAGUUGAGUACUGUUUUUUCUUUCGAAUAUGCUUGCCCACCAUCAUCAUUGCAGUAACGAGGUGGCUCAACGACUAGUGAACGUUCAGUCGCCGAUGGGGACGUCUCCGCGGAGAACCGAUGGUGCAAAGUGAGGGAUAUACGGUACCGCCCUGAGUGUCUUUGGCCGUACACGUCGUCAACGCCAGGAGUGGUUCGACGACGGAGUCGCUGUAUUCACACUCUACUUGCCGAGAGGAGUCCUCUGCACAAAACCUAUUUCAACCGCCAUACCGACGACUGCAGAGCAGCCUUCAAAUCGAAGUCGCCGCCUUGUGCAACAGCGGCUGCAGGAGAUGCAGGACACCUGGACGGCUCGCAAGGCCGAUGAUACCCAAGGAUAUGCGGACCGCAACAAAUGGAUGAACAUCUUUGCCGCGAUCAAGACUGCCUGCGGUCCCAUAGUCAAAAGGAACCGCUCCUCUUCUUAGCGUCGACGGAACUACCCUACUCACUGAGAAGAGGCAAAUUCUGAGGCGCUGGGUCGAGCACUUCAAAAGCGUCGUCGACCGUCCCCCCACCAUCCCCGACGCCGCCAUCGCCCGUCUGCCUCAAGUGGAUAUCAACGGCGACCUCGACUCCCUGUCCUCUCUCCAUGAAACCAUCAGGACAAUGCAGCAACUUUGCAGCGGGGAGGCAUCCGGAUCAGACGCGAUCCCUGCUGAAAUUCAUAAGCACGGCGACUCCAACUCAUUAAUCAUCUGACAGCGCUCUUGCAGAUGUGGCGCCGAAGAGAACUUCCGCAGGAUUUCAAGGACGCCAGAAGCGUUUGUCUCCACAGGAAAAAAAGGGGCCACCAACUCUGCGACAACCACAAAGGGAUCUAACCGCUCGAUUUCGCUGGGACUAUCUUAGAUCACGUUCCCCUCAAUCGCCUCAGCAGCCAUCUGGAACAGGGUCUCCUGCCGGAAAGUCAGUGCGGAUUCCGCCGUCAUCGCGGGACCACCGACGUGAGCUUUGCCGACUGACAACUUCAGGAGAAGUGUCCGGAGAUGCGGACUCACUGCACUCUACCUUCGUGGAUCUGACAAAGACCUUCGACACGGUGAGCCGCGAAAUAACGUGGAAAAUCAUGCAGAAAGUCGACUGUCCCGAGCGAUUCACUCGGAUGGUGCAUCAGCUCCACGAUGGCUUGACGGCGCGUGUCACGGCCAACGGAGCCGUCUCAGGGGCAUUCGCAGCGACUAAUGGAAUGAAACAGGGCUCCGUCCUCGCGCCCACCGCCUUCAGUUUCAUGUUACUGACAUACUAAGAGACUCCUAUCGUGACGAACGCCUCGAUAUCCGUAUCGCCUACAGGAUGGAUGCCAAACUCCUCAAUCGUCCUGGAUGCACUUUCAGUCGCGUGUAUCCACAGCUACUUACCACGAACUCCUCUUCUCAGACGACCGCGCAAUCAACAGUACGGCUGAAGAAGAAAUGCUACGAAGCAUGGAUCUCUUAACCUCCGGCUACAUCUACUUCUGACUGACCAUCAACAUGCACGAAACGGGGGUCAUGCAUCAGCAGCCGCCGAGCGCUGGGUACAUUGUCUCUCACAUCCACGUCAACGGCACCGAACUGGAGGCCGUGCACAGCUUCAACUACCUAGGCGACACGAUGCCACCCUGCAUCAAAAUAGAUGACUCAGUGGCCCGCUGGAUAUCCAAAGCCAGCCAAGCUUUCGGCCGACUGCAGAACUCCGUGAGGAAUAGCCACGGCCUCCAACUAAACACCAAACUGAAAAUAUACAAGUCCGUCGUCUUGACGACACUUCUCGACGAAGCAGAGACUUGGACUGUCUACUCGAGCCAUACCGGAAAGCUCAACCACUUUCAUCUUAGCUGUCUUCACAGAAUACUAAAACUGAGCUGGCAGGGAUGGAUCCCCUACAUGGAAGUGCAAGAACGGACUGAAAUCCUCAGGGUUAGGACAACUGUAACUGCGAGGAAAAACAACGAGCGACUACCAAGACGACUAUUUUAGAGGGAAGUCGCCACGGGUACUCGUCGACAAAGAGGACAAAAACGGCGCUACAUAAACACUUUGAAGAACUCUCUGGAACAGUUGCGGAUCAAGUCGGAGACCUGAAAGGACCUCGCCUAGAACAGACCGACCUGAAAAAAUAACCGGCUAGAUCGCAGUUGGUAGUCAGGAAUAGGGAAGCGGACGGCGACCUUAACCCUAAUCCAAACCUUAAACUUUAACCGUUAACCCUAACGGCAACUUUAACCCUAACCCUAAUCGAAAUCGUAAACGUAUCUGUAGCCCUUAGACACAGACCUAGCUAUAAACCCUAACCGUAACACUGAAACCUAGUCAUAAACUCAAACUCUAACCGUAACCCGAAAACCUAAGCCUAAAAGCCAUAACCCUAACCCGAAACUCGGAUACCAUUAACCGGUACCGUAAUCCUAACCUUAAACGUAAAACGGAAGCCAAAUGGGUCCCAUGUGAUUAUGUAGCCCCGUAAAAAAGCCCCAGCAAACAAACCACCAGCCACCUGUAAUACGGGAUCUGGCUACCAUCUGAGAUCUAGCUAAAGAACGGAAGGCAAUCGAAUUGUCGUCGCCAAAGAUAAAAGGGAGGGCUGCAUGUCACAAGUGACUCAAUCCCUCAAUGCUAACAGUCAGCCGCUUCCAACAUGCCCGCGCUGCCAACGCACAUUUCGAGGGCGAAUCGGCCUCUUAGAACACCUUCGGACUCAAGACACCAGCAGCCUGGCCACGUCAACUUCUUCCUCCACUUUCGCCUAUGCCGCAAACCCUCGAAGAUGGCAACCCACGUCACCGACGAUCACACUGUCGCUGUCCCGCUGCCAGCAACCGCCGACAUCUUCCACCCUGCCUCAUCCCCUCCAUCGACCACAGUGACCAGCUCCACCAGCACAACGAUAUCUCGCACUCCCCCACCGAUGGGACGAUGGGACAUCCCUUCAUCUGCUACCACCACCAGCAGCACCCCCACUUCCAGCGAAGUAGACUCGGUUCACCCCUGUCCCCAUUGCGAUCGCACACUCACCUCCCACAUCGGUCUGGUCAGCCACUUGCGAAAACGCCGCACAGAGACUUGUGUACCAGUGCCUGGAGCACCAACACAGACUCGCCACAUCCACCACAGCUGCUCCCACUGCCCCCGCGCAUUCAGCCACCGCACGGACCUAUAAGGUCACAAGAGCGUUCAAGAAAACCUGCGGUUGACGCCCGCCGGUCGUACCACAUCAUCACACCUUUCCCCCACCAGCACCUGAACCACGCAACAACAUCGCCCACCGCCAGGAAACGCAAACACUAGAUCGACACCUCUCAUGUAAGUGAGAAGUGUGCUCCUUGGCUCCUUCUUCAUGUGGCUCCUCUGCUGCACGCGCGAUCCGAGCCUAAGAAUUUCACGGGGCGCCAAAUGCCGUGGCUUGUAAGGUUGCCGACUGACGCCACAACUCAGUCCACGCAAUCUGCCUAGUUGUGUGUGAAGGGGCGGACUGAUGGGCUGAGAGUCAGGCUGCAACGGCUCCUUCCUAACGUGACCUCUGGCACUCUCAUGCGUGCGAGGAGUGUGUGUGUACAUGGAUAGUGUCUCUCAGUCGAAGACUGAUUGCUUACCCGGCCUUUGGAGGAUGAUGGCCCAGGCAAAUGCACGGCUGCGUCCCACCCAUCUGCGCUUUAAGGAUUGUGUGCGUCUCCUAUUCAGCAAACCAUGAUCCCUACAGCCUGGUGUGCGUUGGCAGUUCUCUGGCACCUGGUUUCCUGCCAGAAGAUGUGCUUGGGCCUCCGCUGGGUAUGCAGACGCGCGUGGUUCCCCAGUGAACUAUGUCAUCCGUCCCUUUCUGACACUUUUGUCGUUAGUUGUAGUUCUGGUCAAGUGUUUGCUGUGGACCAGGGGAUGUGGUGGUACGCCUACGUGCAGGUCCGGCCGUGCCAGCCACUUGUGCCCUUUCCUGCCUUCGGUCUUCUUGACUACGUUUGGAUACCCAGCUCAGAGGGUAGGGGAGAGUGCAGUAGAUGCUUCGAAAGUCCACUGCCGUUAUAAACUAAUUAAUGCACAUGUCACCGUGCCUCUUCUCACCUUUCUGUGGAGCUCUGUCAGGUACUUGGGCCGAGGUAAUCGUCCUUCUCUCCCCUCUUCCUCUUCCUCCUCCUCCUCCUCCUCCUCCUCCUCCUCCUCCUCCUCUUCCUCUUCCUCUUCCUCCUCCUCCUCCUCACCCUCAUCCACCUCCCUCUCCUCCUUCCUCCGCAAUAAUUGCACCCUUGUUCUUCUCAGAUCUGCAAGCGCGGAUCUCGCCAUGAAUUCCGUUUUUAACAUUAAUGGAACAGGUGAGUAUAAUAUUUUGUCCGUCCUUUUCCGUCUGCCUUUGUAUUUUAGAUCUACCUCCAACUAACAGAAAAACCCAGUUCAGGUUUCAACUUAAGAAGUCGUUCUCAGCGUUAUACUCUGCUGCUUGACAUAGGCCUCUAAUAUCCAUGAACGGGAAUAUCGUGGACAUCCGUCUCACUGUCAGUACGACUCACUCUUUCCAAUCAUGAUAACUAUGCCUUUUUGAUCAGGCGCCCAAUUGCUUGAACUUGUUGGCAUCAAUCCACAUCAAAGGCCAUUAGGCCGCUAUGAGCUUUAAGUUCAUAAAGCCUGUGGACUGUCCGGAGUUUGGUUUUAACACCCGUUGUCCCAUUGAGCUCGAUGCCACAAUGUGCCAGUCAACACCGGACCGCAGAAGUGGAAAAGUUAGACCCCUGUGGUGUGAGAUAUCUGUGCUAAGGCCGAAACUAACCAUCCCCGUUCCGAAAUCCAUGCGUGUAUGGUUGCUACUUACCUUUGUUGGACAGGCAUCUGCAGUUGGUUACCGACCUCGAAAAUUGUACCUGACCUCCAGUGACUUGGGCAUAGUUUGACCUUCUAACUCGAAAUCACAUUGGUCCGUAUUUGACGUUUGUGUACUACGCCGAUCGAAAUUAUAUGGGGACAUCCGCCAACCCAUCGAAAUCUUCGAUUAACCAUGUUUUCCGGCUUGUCAAAUGUUUUUUGAGUGUACGAUUCUGUUGCCUUCGCUUAGUAUGCUUUAUAACCGUACUUGACUACAUGAUAUCCGGUUGAGCGCUCGGACUGGAUACCACGAGAGCCUUGAUAUCUUCUGUCGCGGAUGGACCAGGACAGGGCUGAGUUAUCUACACCGGUGCUAUCGCUUUAACACCAUAUCACUACGAAGGCCUGCUAAGUGCAGUGCCUUUUCUGACUGCGGUCGACAAAUUCUACAAUGGUCCGAGCUGCAGUUGUGCUGGACCAUCAGGGGUCCAGAUCAGGGUAUGGCACGCGUUAGUGGGCAUCUCACCCACAAUAUAUUCCGUAGGCGGGCUUGGUGGUAGCUUGCCUAGCCGCAGGCUCACUCCUUGUCAGCUACCUGCACCCUAUUCCGCCUCCAGUCUCGUUGACUCUGUCCGAGAAUUGGGUCAAGGUGGGUGAGGAGGAGGGGGUGUGGCCGAUACAGCGCAAGUCUACUCCCCCAGUAGACUGAUUCAUGUCCCUGACACCACCCUGCUGUAGGACACAAAAUGAACAUGUUUGGUAACGACGAUAUAAUUGUCGGUCGAAGCAUCCUACUGCGUGAUCGAUCUCCUGAAAUGUCAGUCGAAAUUCUGAAAUGCGUUUGCGACUAGGAAAGAUUACUUAGGUGGGGUUGUGAUACUGAACAUCCUGAGGCACAAUCGGCUAGAUCGCAGUUGGUAGCCAGGCCCCGUAUUACGGGUGGCUGGGAGGGUUUGUUUACUGAAGCUAUUUAGUGAGGCUGCGUAAUUACAUCUGACCCAUUUGGCUUUCGUUUUACGCUUAAGGUUAGGAUUAGGGUACCGGUUAAUGGUUUCCGAUUUUCGGGUUAGGGUUAUGCCUUUAGGCUUAGUUUUUCGGGUUACGGUUAGGGUUUGAGCGUACGACUAGGUUUCAGUAUUAUGGGUAGGUUUUUCAGUUACGGCUAUGUCUAAGGUCUAAGGCUACGUUAACGAUUUCGAUUAGGGUUAGGGUUGCCGUUGGGGUUAACGGUUAACGUCUAAGGUUGAGGUUGGGUUUAGGGUCAAGGUUAGGAUUAGGGUUAGGGUCGCCGUCCGCUUCCCCAUUCCUGGCUACCAGCUGCGAUCUAGCCGCACAAUCCUAUAAUUUUUUAGACUCAGCAGAAUGUAAGAUUUUAAAAGCACCUCUUUUUGGCCUCCUGUAAAAACUGCACAUGUAAAAGUGGCUACUUAAGUAGUAUGCAUUUUUACAUUGAUUUUCUAUGGCCUUGCAAACCUAAACAUAUUUUAUAGAAAAAAUACACAAAAGUAUGAUUUUCUUUGCCCAUUUGGCAGUUACUUACAUUGUUUUUGCAUCUGCGUUUCGUGCAUGUUAUGUCCGAAUUGUCAUUUGUAUGGACAGGGAGAUUACCCACGCGGGUAUACACUACUACCGUGAAACGUGCGGAGUCAAAUGCCUGAGUAAUUGUCACGCCGACCAAUAAUUACGGGAUGUCCAAUUACGGUUUCACCGUGUAGGCGUGACAGAUCGCCUACGAGCCUCGUGCACACGGUAGUUGCUCCACACAGUCCUUAACUGGUGUCUAGCUCUCACCCGUGGAUCUCAAUAACUGUGGUUUUGCUUAGUGGCCACAUUCCCGUAGCCUUCCUUGACCGGCAGAAUAAGCCAGAUGGGGUGUCCGGGAUGUACUUGUUUUUACAUCCAGUGCCGCCAACAGAAGCGAAAAGACGAGUUUCAGGAAACAAUCGUGAAGAAAGAGACACGACCACUGGGACAAGAACUUUAUUCGCCCGACGUUUCGGAUUGAUGCUCAAACCCAUCACUAGAGACAAAAGCAUAUACCUAUGUCAUAACCACUGGGACGCCACUAAGUGGGGACAAAGUCGCCACCAUCGUCAACGCUCGCUCCCCCCCCCCUCCCCAUGACCAGCUUUGGUGACGUGAAGAACAAAUUUUACGAAGACCUGCACGCUCUCCAACAGACUGCACCGGGUGCGGACAAAUUGAUUACUUCUGGCUACUGCAGCGUCCACAUAGGCACUAGGCAUACUGCAAGAAGAAGAAGAAGAAGAAGAAGAAGAAGAAGAAGAAGAAGAAGAAGGUGAUGAAGAUGAGGUCACUGGAACAAGAAGUUUAUUGGACUGACGUUUCGGAUUCUCACUCGAACCCAUCACCAGAGACGGUCGCAGAGAAAGGCACUAGGGGUCACAAAGACUGCAUUAUUUAUAGUACGUGGCUGCCGUGAGGCCACAUGCGUACUCUAAUUAACACCUCUCGCGAUCACCGCUGGGGGUCGUAAUAAGUGCGAUUAUGGCUCGUCAGUCCGCGUCAGAGUUAUUAAUUACCGCAAUUCCAUCAUCCGAAUUGGAUGUUGACGUGGUGAUCACUCGGCCAUUUGGCUCGCUGUCACUGGGAUUGUUGCCCGCCCGCACCCUCCCCAUGUGGCUGAUUCCCCUGCUCAGGGAAUGCCUCAACACUAAAUACGAUAACCGGAGGUCAUUGCGCUUGUUAAUGAAUUACGGGCUUGAGCAUCAUGAUUGGAGCAGCUCGCGGAUCACGCGGUUGUCAUCCCUUGCGAGGAUUUCGGCCUAUCAAAAUUUGAAAAUAUGGCCGGGUUCCGUGGAAUUAACCGCCAACUAAGAGCUGGCGUCUUUCCUCCUCAUGGCUGCUGCGUUCUCAGUCAUCUGCGUCCUGAGUAAUCUCUCAAUUUUUCCGACGUAGCUGCUCUGUCCGCAACUGCACCGGAUACGGUAAACAACUCCAAACGUUUACUGCCGUGGCAGGGGGGUCUUUCGGCCUCACAAUCUGGCGCGUGAUGGUUUCUUCCACCCUGUGUGCAACCCCAACUCCAAGUAAAGCGAGGUGACUGACGGCUUCCGAGAGGUUCAUCACGUACGGAAGAGCUCACCGAAAUUUAGGGCCGGUUGGAUGUGGUCUCCGGUUUCGUUCGUGUACGCACUGAUCGGCAAUGUUGCGCGGAUAGUCAUUAGCUCUCACUACCCACUGGAGAUAUUGUAAUUCAGCAACCUUAUCUUCCAAUUCACUGCAGUGUGUUUUAAUGCGCCUGUAUGGCGUUCUUACGCAAAUGCGUUCGCUACUGAUCGCGUGGUUACUGUUGAAGUUCAGUACUGGCGUCGUAUUUGUUAUUUUCUCGAACACUUAGGUUUCUAGGCCACCACAAUUUUUUCAACUGAUGAGGACAUCCAGAAAGGCCAGCUGGUUGUUUUCUCCCUCCUCCGUCGUAAAUUGAAUGUCUGCGAGGCCAGCGCUCAGACGUUCCUUGAAUUUCAGCACUUAGUCCAGUUCGAUGAUGACGAAGGUAACAUUCUUUUACCGCGACAAAAAUGUCGGUCUGUGAUACCGGAAAACUAACGAUUUCAACCGUGAAAGACCGCUUCAGCUAUGAGUCCGGAAAUCGGCUAACCCAUUGGCGUGCCUUUUACCUGCCGGUAGUUUGUUCCGUCGAACUUAAAUUACUUCUUGAUACGGAACUUCAGGAGUUGGAUGAUUUGAGCAUGUCGGAGCCGAUCCUCGCUCUCAUCGUAUUUCUCUCGUAG